Messenger RNA from Arctia plantaginis, 354 nucleotides. Lineage: Eukaryota; Metazoa; Arthropoda; Insecta; Lepidoptera; Erebidae. The record is from the annotation of a GenBank genome assembly.
AUGAUCAACUGGAGUGAUGAAAUGCGUGCCCAAGAUUAUGGUUACUUUUGUAAGAUAGCAUGUCAAGAUGCCACUGAGAAGCCCAUAUGGAUAGUGAGCGACAUCAGACGAAAAACAGAUAUACAAUGGUUCAAAGAAACAUAUGAAAAUAUCAUUAGAACCAUCCGCAUAACGGCUGAUGAGAAUACUAGGAAGGAAAGAGGUUUCAUAUUUAAGCCUGGUGUAGAUGAUGUGACUUCUGAGUGUGAUUUAGACGAUUAUACAGAAUGGAAUCUUGUGAUCGACAAUGGUAAAGGGAAACAAAAGUUAGAGGAACAAUUAGGUUCAAUAUUAACUUUAUUGUCUAAUUUAUAG